AUGGAGCUGAGAUUUUUCGUGGGGAGGGUCACAGUGUCAGAGAAAAAGCAGCUUGUAGGCUUGGGUCUCUUGGAGGAGGAUGAGGAGUUCAAGGAGCUCCCUGCGGAAGAGUGGGCUGGUUUAGGUGAAGACGAAGAUCCAGAUGCACAUGUCUCGGAGGAUAAUUGGGAUGAUGACAGUGUAGAGGAUGACUUCUCCAAUCAGUUACAACCUGAACUAGACAAACAUGGUUAUAAGAUGGAGACCUUGUAG
Puma concolor (puma) is the source of this 252-nucleotide messenger RNA. The record is from RefSeq and is a predicted model, not a curated record. Lineage: Eukaryota; Metazoa; Chordata; Mammalia; Carnivora; Felidae.